AUGUCAGCUAAAGAAUUGGAUUUGGUGAGCAAAGUUGAUCUCCGUUUGGCCUUGGCGGAAUCAGACCAACAAUUGGAGCAGAAUCUCCAGCAGUUGUUGGCUCCAUUACUAUUGAAAUUAUCCAGUCCUCAUGCGGAUGUACGGCAAGCAGUGUUCAAAACGAUCCAAAACAUAUUUCCUCGGGUCACAGCCGCUAGACAACUUCAAUUGCCUGUUCAAGCAUUGCUUAACCAAGUGCAGCAUCCCAAUGUUCCUCUGGGCGCCGAUCUGUACCAGGUGCGCCUUUACUCAUUGUUGUUCUUGUCCAAAGGUGUCGAAAGACUAGGAAGGGAAGAGAAAGCUUUGUUGGUGCCCAAAGUUAUUAGAAAUAUCAGCAGGUAUCCCCGUCCUGUCUCGGCUAGAGUGUUUGCAAUCUUGAUGAAAUUGUUGAGCGAUUGGUCUGCCCCAGAUGUCCAAGAACACGAAAACACUCGGCAAGUGUAUGGCUUCAACGACUCUCCUGACGAUGAAGUUUUCCUUACGUCUCAGUUUGCAAAGUUUUUGAUGCUUCAACCGAAUGCAACCAGCACAACCGUUGCUAGUCCGGGUUUAAGCGUGGAAGACAAUGCGUAUUUUACUAAAGAUGCGGGCAUCUCAUAUCACACAAGACAGGAUGUGGACAAGGCCAAAAUGAAAAUCCUUGAUUUUUUGAAAGUUGGCUUCAGCGAGAAAUACUUGGCGCUUCCUCUACUUAUAGCAUCUGCAGACUCAUCUUCAUCGAUAAGCGACAGAGUGAAUACUUGGUUCAAGAAGUUAUCCAUCGAUGUUGAAGACCCUAAAUUUGUCAAGCAAUUGAUUACACUUUUUGUCGGUGAUGACAAGACCCCUCCAGCCAAGCCAACGUUGCAAGAGAAAAUUCUAGUUGUCUUGUCGAAGAGCGAACUUGCUCUUUCCGAAUCGAACGUCCGAAACAUAGCCAAUAUUGGGUUGCUGUCGGAUUAUGCAAAGCUAAGACAAGUCACCGUCGCUUUCAUCAGAAGAGUCACCAAGUUGGGGAAAGUACCUUUGGAUUUCAAUAUUGCUACUUCGGCACAGUUGAAGGAAAGCAUCAUUGCAGAUGGUUGGCCGCAAAUAGAUACAACUAAGGUUGCGAAUUAUCGUACGGCCAUUGGUCUGAGACAACUCCAGUAUGAAGCUUUGGGUGAUAUUUUGCGCAAUACCCCAGGUAUCUGGCGAAACAAUUUGGAAUUCCUUCGCUUCUUGUUUCUGUCUUUAGAAGAGGAGACCCUGGAGUUGAGACCCGUUAUUCAAGAUGCACUUUCCAGCUUGAUUAUCCAUCUUCCAGAAUUGGCUUCAGAUUGCAAGAGUGAACUCAAAGAUAUCUUGAGAGGCUAUUUGGUAAAUUCAUACAACUCCCCUAACUUAGCCUCUUGCAAGUACAUUGCCAUCAAGUAUGUCAACUACACUUUCCCGUUUGAGGAUGCAAAUGCACGGUUUUUGUGUAUCAUAGGCAAAUCAAAACAUAACAAUUCAGAUACGGUGGAAGAGGCUAAUAAGGGAUUACACCCUUAUUAUUUCAAUCUUAUGAGAUCGACCAACAAUCUUCAAAGUGAGUCUUCCCGGGACUUUCUAGGUCUCAAUUCGUCGGUUGAAUUCCCUACCUUUGAGGAUAUGGUUAUCACAGUUAAAGAGCAAUUCGAAUCGUUCCCAUACGAUUCUUUUGCUCGCGAGCAACUCAGUGAGGCAAUCAGGUUUAUUCUCAACUUACUAGUCAUGCAGUCUGUUAAAGGUAAACAAACAGUGGUCGUGCCUGAUGAGGACUGGAUUGCCAGAAUAGAUAAGGCCCUUGAAGUUGAUAAGAAUGUCCGCCAACUCGUAACAGAGCAAAUCCAAUUAUUGGCACAGAAAGAUGUACCAAUGACAGAAGGUGAGAAUAUCAAUUGCCCGUUUCAUACAUUCUUAGAAAUCACAUUUGAUGGAUUUCUUCGUCUGACAUCUUCUGGUAACGCGUUCCCAUCAAACCCUACAUAUUUGUCUGUUUUCAAGCUACUCGUGUCAAUGUCCCCCACUUCAAUCAUCGCAGAUCUCACUUCCCAAGUUGACAAAAUGUUUGCACUUAUCAAAGAAGGUGCAAUGAGUAGGGCCGAGAUGAAAGAUUUAUGCGAGGUUUUUGGAAUUGUUGCCUCGAAUACAUCAGUGGAAGACGACUACUUAAAGACGAUAUUGCUGGGUCUUACAAUAGAAGGCAAGAGCAAACAAUUGAAAGAGGCACGAGUCUUGGCCACCUCAUUCUUAACUUCUCGUUUGCUACUUAGAGGAAGAACCGAGGUCUUACAGCAAGAACUGGUGAAAAGUUUUAUUCAGAGCUUGGCCGAGGGUAUAAAGGAAUCCAAAAAUUACACCACAUGCCUUCAUGCUGUAUCACAGUUGGCUAUAUUUGGGGUUCUCGGUCCAAAAUUUGUGGCUUACGAAACGAUUGCACAGGAUGUUGGAAAGAUUCUCGAAGUCGUUCAGAGUAAAGCCAAAACAUGUCAUGAGCUUUCUGUGACAACGUUGGCAAAAUUAGCUCUCUCUCUUCCCUCGACUUAUGAUCUGGAGAUUUCCGAGGCUUCUGAUAUCGAGAAACUCAUCUAUGACACCCACAUUUCCAAGCAAAUCGAUUUCACGUUCUCAAGUGGCGAAGCUUUAGCUAUUCUUGCCGGAGGAUGGGAAGCGACCGUCUUGCAACAAAACCUUGAUGUUCAAGGUGCAGCAGUGGAAUGGUUACCAAAGGAAACUAAUAGACUUCCGUUUGUUCUCGAGCACGUACUUGAAAGCUGUGCACAGACAAAACCAGCGCUUCGAAAGGCAGGCUGUAUCUGGCUUCUUUCCCUUGUUCAGUACUUGGGCCAUAUGUCUCUCAUCAAGGAGAAGGGUAAAGAAAUUCACGUUGCGUUCAUGAAAUUUUUGGUGGAUCGGGACGAAUUAAUACAAGAAUCUGCAUCUCGAGGAUUGAAUAUCAUUUAUGAGCUCGGAGACCACGAACUAAAGGAAGAGUUGGUCAAAAGCUUGUUGAGAAGCUUCACCGAUGCAAAAGAAUCCAACUCUUUGAAGGCUGGCACAGUGGAUCUUGAGACUCAGUUGUUCGACAAAGACGUUUUAAAAACUGACGACGGGUCUGUAUCAACUUACAAAGAUGUUUUAAGUUUAGCUGCAGAUGUUGGAGAUCCUAGUUUGGUUUACAAGUUCAUGUCCCUUGCCAGGUCCAAUGCUCUAUGGUCGUCCAGAAAAGGAAUGGCAUUUGGCUUGGGAUCGAUUUUAUCCAAGACAAGUUUGGACGAAAUGUUUUCCAAAAAUGACAAGUUGAGCGCGAGACUUAUCCCACGUUUAUACAGAUAUCGUUUUGAUCCGAAUGUUUCUGUCUCGAAAUCCAUGAAUGAUAUUUGGAACAUCUUAAUCAAAGACCCUUCGAAAACUCUACGUGAGAAUUUCGACCUUAUCCUCCAAGAAGUGUUGAAAAGCAUGGGAAGUAAAGAGUGGCGUGUUAGACAAGCAGGUGUUUCAGCAUUGAACGAUCUUUUGCAAACACAAUCUUUAAAACAACUUGACUCUCAUUUGGAACAGAUUUGGAAAAUGACUUUCAGGGCUAUGGAUGAUAUCAAAGAGAGUGUUCGGAAAGAAGGUGCAAGCUUGGCCAAGGCUCUUGCAAGAGCUUUGAUGAGAGCUGCUGAUGAGAAAAAUGGUACAAUGAGCGCCGAAAAGGCUGCAGCAAUUAUGAACGAUUUGAUUCCCUUUCUUUUGGGCAGUGAUGGUCUUUUAAGUGACGCUGAGGACGUUCGAGACUUUGCUUUGGAAACACUUUUGAAUCUCUGCAAACUGGGCGGUAAAACCGUGAUAAAACAUGUCCCAAAUCUUCUUGCAACGUUCAUCGAGCUCAUGUCCACCCUUGAGCCAGAAAUACUCAAUUAUCUCGUUUUGAAUGCUGAUAAGUUCAAUCUUAAUAGCGGGGAGGUUGAUGCUAGAAGACUUCAGAGUUUGGGCCAUUCGCCUAUCAUGGAUGCUAUCGAACAAAUCUUGCGAUUAGUGGAUGACCAGCUCAUGCCUAUUGUAAUUCAGAAACUCCAAAGAAGUAUAAAGAAGUCUGUCGGGUUACCAUCAAAGGUAUGUGGAGCCAAAGUUAUAGUGAGUCUCGUCACCAAAAACUAUGCAGAGGUAAAGCCUUAUGGAGAUAAAUUAUUGACAAUGUGCAUUGGUCAACUCAAUGAUCGCAAUCAAACAGUGUCUUCCUCAUAUGCUACAGCAGCUGGAUAUUGUUGCAAAGUUGGCUCGAUUACAGAAAUUGUGAAUUACGGAACACACCUCAAAACAAUGUACUUUGAAAGCGAGGACGAUGAUCAAAGAAUUCUCGUUGGAAUGGCUUCAGAAGCAGUUAGCAGAUAUUGUGGCUCCGACGUAUUUGAGUCAGUGGCUGGAGCUUUUUUGCCAUUGGCAUUUAUUGGAAGACAUGACCCUCUUGAGCUGGUUAAAAGCUUUUUCGACAGAGAGUGGAUUGAAAGUUCGAGUGGAAAUAAUGCCAUCAAAGUAUACUUCGAGGAAAUCACUACAUUGUGCAAGAUAUAUGGCCAAUCGCCAAACUAUAAUAUCCGAAAAAUCAUUGCCAAAGCACUUGCAGAUAUGGCAACCACUAUAGAGAUUGACUCCGACCCACAAACUACGGAACUAUUGGCGCUUCUCCUAGAAUUGUCAAAGGGAAAGUCCUGGGAUGGAAAAGAUUUAGUUCUCAAGGCGUUGGUGGGGUUUUCCACCAAGAAAACUGUAUUUUUGAACGGUCAUAAAGAAAUAUUGGAGCAAGUGACAAAAACAGUGCAAACAGAGGCUAGGAGAAGAAACAAGGCUUAUCAGAUGAAAGCUGUUCUUUCUUUGGGACAGUAUGUGCACAGUUAUCCUUCUGAGGUUGAAGCUGUCGAUACAUACAUUGAUGUUAUGCAAACGGUUUUAACCAGAGACUAUUUUGAAGAGGCGGAUGUUUUACUGAUGAGCGAUUUGGAAAACGGAAAGACAGAUGCACAGAAAGAGGCCAAGAUCGAAGAAUUGUACCUAUCUUACAUCGGCAAUAUCUUUGAAUCGCUUUCGCCGUCUCACUUGAACGCAGAUAUUCUCAAACUUGCUCAUGACAAAAUGAAAAAUCUCAGAAAAAGUGAUGAUGUUUCUUUGACUUGGAGAACCUGUGCUUCUUUCAAUGAACACAUGGGCAUUCUAUUAAAAUCGAUACUUGAUGAUCAAACUGAGCUUACCACUUCCCAAUUGGAUUUGAUCCUGGAGAUGUUUACAGAGUUGACCAACUUCGGAGAAAAAUAUCGCUUAGAAAAAAAUUUGGUUCUCUUUGCUCGGAAUUCCAAAAUGUUCAUCGAACUCUUAUCAAGACAUGGGGUGUCCUAUAAGACACAGUUUGUGCUCGAAUUCAUUGACAACUUGAAAAAAGAGAAUACAUCGACGGUCGCACUCUAUGAGUUGGGAUUGGCUACAGAUAAUUAA
Molecule: messenger RNA, 5493 nt
Organism: Clavispora lusitaniae ATCC 42720
Lineage: Eukaryota; Fungi; Ascomycota; Pichiomycetes; Serinales; Metschnikowiaceae
Gene: ECM29
Product: Ecm29p
Biological process (GO): proteasome assembly
Cellular component (GO): nucleus; cytoplasm
Molecular function (GO): molecular adaptor activity
Source: RefSeq, a predicted model, not a curated record